AUGGGUGGUGGUGGGAUUUGCCCGGUUGUUGCGGCCAAGGCACUGUCGGAGGCCGGCCGCUUCCUGAUUGGGUGGACCUCGGCCCGUGUCCAAAUCUUGGAGGCCCGACCGAUGCGCUGUUUUAAGUGCAUGGGGCUUGGACACACCCGACAGCUGUGCCCUUCUUCGGCUGACCGCAGUGGCCUGUGCUUCCGGUGUGGAAAUCCGGGGCACAAGGCCGCCGAAUGUUCGGCAAAGGACGCGCGCUGCGCUGUUUGCGCUGAAGCCGGCCGCGAUGCCAGCCAUCACAUGGGGGGUAGGAAUUGCAACCCCCCGCAAACAAGAGGGAAGACAGCCGCAGGGGUUCUGGUCCCCCUGAACCCUACUGGGUUUCCCCUCAACCCCACUGGGCAGGAGAUUCCGGGGGUCACGUGGCCAUCGUCUGCCGCACAGGACCCGCUGCCAAACCCCUCAUACCGCGGGAGCGUGGCCCCGGACUCAGUCACGGCGGAGGAAGUGGCAGCCGCUGUGGCAAAGCUGGGAGAUUGCUCAGUGGAUAAUGUGAAGGUCGGGACCCCUCGCCUAGAUCACACUGGGUUGUUGGCGGUGUACGUUCGGUGUCCCACGGCGGCUGCUAAGAGCGUGCUGGAGGGUCGUCUUCUUGUCGGCUGGGUUGCCGCCAGAGGAUGCGUCGCCGCUCUGGUAGGCGACAUUGUGAUAGUGGGGUGUUAUUUCUCUCCGAAUCGCUCUGUCGCCGAAUUCGAGACGUUCCUAGCAGAGGCCGGUACUCUGCUGACUGGGUGGGGUCGUCCCCACGAAGUGUUGGUGGCCGGAGACCUCAACUCGAAAUCGCAAUCGUGGGGCUCCCGUGUGACGGAUAUUCGUGGGGAACUAGUGGAGGACUGGUUGGUAUCGCACGGACUGGUAGUGGUGAACCGGGGAACGGUUGACACAUGCGUGCGAAUGCAGGGCGGCUCCGUUGUGGACAUUACGUUCGCGAGCCCUGCUCUAGCGCGCCGUGUCCAGACCUGGGAGGUGAUGGAGGGGGUUGAGACUCUGUCGGACCACAGAUAUGUGCGUUUCGACAUCUCUCCCCCCUUCCAGGUCCCCCCGAGUAGCACAAAUCGAGCCCCGGAAGAGAUUGGUCCGCGGUGGGCGCUGAAGCGCCUAGACCGCGACACACUGGCAAUAGCAGCACUGGUAGAGAGCUGGUCGCCGUGGUCAGAUGGAGCAGAGCCAGGCCGCGAAGUUGAGUGGUUCAGGGAGGCCAUGUCGCACGUGUGCGAUGCGGCGAUGCCCAGAGUAAGGGUGCUGCCGCCUCGCACAGCAGUGCACUGGUGGUCUCCAGAACUGGCUCGACUAAGAGAGGCGUUUGUAGCCGCAAGGCGCUGCUAUUCUCGACACCGCAGGCGAAGAAACCGGGACGAGAGUCAGGACAGUCCGCUGUAUGCGGUCUAUCAGGAGGCCAAAAAGGCGCUCAGGGGUGCGAUUGGGGCGGCGAAAAACGCUGCCUGGGAGGAGCUCCUCUCCACCCUAAACCAGGAUCCGUGGGGGAGACCAUAUCGGCUUGUUAUGAGCAAGCUGCGCCCGUGGACUCCCCCGCUUACCACCACCAUGGAUCCUGGUCUACUGAGCAAUGUGGUUGAGGCCUUGUUUCCAGCAAGAGAGGAAUGGGUUCCUCCAGUGUGCUUCAGCUCGGAAGGAGUCAGUGGAGACGAGGCACCUGAGGUCACGGAGGGUGAAUUGGGGGCAGCCAUACUUCGCCUUCGGGUGACAGCCGCUAUUGCUGCCACCCGACAAGGGAGUCCCACAUAA
Molecule: messenger RNA, 1794 nt
Organism: Ostrinia nubilalis (European corn borer)
Lineage: Eukaryota; Metazoa; Arthropoda; Insecta; Lepidoptera; Crambidae
Exons: 3
Coding region: 1-1794 (597 amino acids)
Molecular function (GO): catalytic activity; nucleic acid binding; zinc ion binding
Source: RefSeq, a predicted model, not a curated record